AUGACACCAUCGCGCACCCCCGGUGCUCGCACGCUUUUUCUUUACUCGGCCCCAGGUCUACGGGAUCAUCCUGGCUACGCUUCGGCUUCCAGCUUGAUAGGCGCCGUCGCUGAGCUGUUAAGCUAUGCCAAGCCAGUCCAGACUGAGGGCAGCAGACGGUGGUUCUGGAAGUUGGUCGUGGAGUUGGUCGUGGAGUUGUCGUGGAUACCGUCCCCUACGACUGUAAAGGAACGGGGAGUUGCUGGCGGCUUGCGACGGGGGAAAAUCGCGCAGAAGGCCGACCAACCUGCUGUCAGGGGCGCUCUCACGUGGUGGGAAGUGGAUUCCUGCGCCUCCAAUUGGCAUUUGAUCCUGGUCGAGGCUGGCCUGAGUGCUGGAGGUGAAAGAGGAAGGCGAGAGAUCACCUGGACAGGCAACCCCGCAAUCGGGUGCUCUUCCCUAAUCUACUACCUAGUAUGCUUGCUAGCAAUGCAGCAAUACCUUAGGGUAGCUGCCAAUAUUUCAAUAUGGUCAUAG
This is a messenger RNA of Penicillium argentinense, 516 nucleotides long. RefSeq lists its product as uncharacterized. Lineage: Eukaryota; Fungi; Ascomycota; Eurotiomycetes; Eurotiales; Aspergillaceae. The record is from RefSeq and is a predicted model, not a curated record. The coding region runs from base 1 to 516 and encodes 171 amino acids. The transcript is spliced from 3 exons.